Molecule: messenger RNA, 993 nt
Organism: Quercus robur (English oak)
Lineage: Eukaryota; Viridiplantae; Streptophyta; Magnoliopsida; Fagales; Fagaceae
Product: zinc finger protein GIS3
Exons: 1
Coding region: 81-818 (245 amino acids)
Biological process (GO): gibberellic acid mediated signaling pathway; cytokinin-activated signaling pathway; trichome morphogenesis
Cellular component (GO): nucleus
Molecular function (GO): transcription cis-regulatory region binding; DNA-binding transcription factor activity
Source: RefSeq, a predicted model, not a curated record
UGCAACAACUCUCUUAACAUCCUCAUUUUCUCUCUCUCUCUCUCUCGCUCUCUCUCUCUCUCGCUCUCUUUGUUACACACAUGGCAGAGCUAGACUACCAAACAAAACCAAGCAAUAACACUAACACCACCACCAGCACCACACGCUUAAAACUCUUUGGCAUCAACGUCCAAGAAGAUGAAGACCCCGUAGAUUCCACCAAAUCCCCAUCUGGGUCAUCGGAAUCAAGCUCUUUCCCUCCCUCCGGUGACCGGAAAUACGAGUGCCAGUACUGUUGCCGAGAGUUCGCAAAUUCACAAGCACUUGGUGGGCACCAAAACGCUCACAAAAAAGAGAGGCAACAACUCAAACGUGCCCAGUUACAAGCCACUCGAAACGCCGCCGUUGCCUACGUCCGCAACCCCAUAAUCUCAGCUUUCGCUCCGCCACCUCACCUCCUCGCUCCGCCUGGCUCCGUCGUAGUCCCAGGUGGCUCAGCUCAGCCUUCAUGGGUGUAUGUCCCACGCGCCGCACCGCCCUUCCACGUGUCACAUGGGAGCGUGUUCACAAAUAAUGGUAAUGGUGCUGUUAGUGUUAUUUCCAGUAGUAAUAGUAGUAAUAGUACGAGUGGUAGAGGAGGAGCAGGGAUGUUAUCGUAUGGUGGUGGUGUAGGGGAUUCGUCUGCAUUUUCCAUGGGCUCUCAGGUAGUACAGGCCCGGACCCAUAACAGGGUUGAUGGGCCAUCGUUGAGUAGGUUCUCCAAAGGCGAUGGUGGGCCCAGUUUUGAUGAAGCAUUGGGCUUGGACUUGCAUCUCAGCCUUGCUCCGGCUGCACCUUAGGCUCGGCUCAACUUGCCUUGACUUGAAUAGAUGUUUACCAAGUGGUUUGGGUUUGGCUCCACUCACAAGCUUGAUGUUUAUCAUCUCAAAUCGGAUCUUGUACAUUUUUCCACAAUUAUUUAUUUAUUUUUUUUUUCUCUUAAGGAAGUGAUUUGGAUAGCACAUUGAUCAUUAA